This is a messenger RNA of Vitis vinifera (wine grape), 1702 nucleotides long. RefSeq names its product suppressor protein SRP40. The coding region runs from base 601 to 1527 and encodes 308 amino acids. NCBI's taxonomy places the organism in Eukaryota, Viridiplantae, Streptophyta, Magnoliopsida, Vitales, Vitaceae. The transcript has a single exon. The record is from RefSeq and is a predicted model, not a curated record.
AUAACAGCCAAAUAUUUUCCCUAAAAGUAGCAGACAAGCAAAUUGGAUAACACCCGAAUAUUCUUGCGUUGCUGGCAAUGACAAUUACAUAGUGGGAAUUUAAUAACCAAAUCCAAGUUUAGAAUAAAACAUUAAAACCACAUCCUAAGCAGUAUACAAUUGACGUCUGUAUGCAAGGAUUAAGGAUUGCCACACAAAGAAUAGAAAAGGGGUAGAAGGAGGUGAAGGGUAUAUAGCAGGCAGCAGCAGACCAGUAUUGGGGUGUGGGGGAUUGGGUAAGAGUUUUCCAAGUGUGAGUCUUGUGCAAACAGCUUGGCUUUGCUUUUUGUGCGAUUACAACCACUGAAUUGGGUAUUCAACCCACCUCAGGUUCCAGCUAUGGUACUCCCAAGAUUAUCUCUUUAUCCCUAAUUAAUAGCACCUCCCUUUGAUUUUUUCAACAUCUUCAAUCCCGUGACUCCCCCCUGCUGGGUCUCUCUCCCUCCUUUUCUCCCUGUCUCUCUCUCUUUCUACCAACAAUACAGCUAUCUACUUUCUUUCUUCUUCCCUUCUUUUUUUCCCACCCUGUAACCAUUCUACACAAUACUGGAGAGCCAAGCCAUGGCUGCCUGUGGGAGUCUUCAACACAUCUUUGAGAAGCCAUUGCCAGAAAAUCCAACACUCAUGGACACCCUCUCGUCAUGGAACCAGAUUAAAUCCAUGAAGCCCCCUGAGCAGCCCUCCUUCACUGAGAUAUUUGGGGAACUGCAUUUCAAAGAGAAUUCCGAACUACUAUCAUCAUCAUCAUACUUGUCCUCCCCGCAUCCACCAACAUCAUCAUCUUCGUCAUCAUUGUCUUCUACAUCAUCAACAUCCUCAUUGAUAGAUUUCAACCCGCAACUGAGGAUUGAAAAGAAUGAGAAUUGGGGUGAGAAGGGGGAGGAGAACAAGGGGCCAUUAAAUCCGUAUGUGAGUCGUCACAGGAACAGUGAUAGCUUUUCAUCUAUGAAGAGUGAAAGCCUACAGCUAUGCACUGAGGGUCUUGGGUUCGAAAGCUGUGAUGAUGUUGAGGACGUGCACAAUGAAAUAAAGGAUGAUUGGGAAAACCAAGAGGAAAGGGUGACAAGGCAUUCACCAAGGGAGAAUGCAUACACAGAAUUCAGGAGAUCCAGGACACAAGGAGGAGCAUUCCCUCCACCCAUUUCUUGUAUAGGGAAGAGCGGGAAGCCUUGGGUUAGCUUUAAAUCCUACCGACAUGAUGGCAGGUUUGUUCUUAAGGAGAUUCGGAUCCCCAAUCAGGAGCUCCUUCAUGCGUGCCGAGAAGAUGGGCGUCUGAAGCUGCACUUUGUUCAACCAGAUGAAAUCCUGGAAGAAGAUGAAGAACAAGAUGUAGAAGACACAGAUAAUGAAGAUGAAUAUGAUGAUAAUGAUGAAGAAGACAAUGACGAAAAUGGCGAACACGAAGCUGAAAUCAGCCAUGAUGAAGCCAAAGGAGAUUCCUGCUUUUCUCCCUUCCAAGGGGAACUGCAAAUAAAAUUAGGGAAAUAAGUCAAGAAUUUGCCUUGGAUGUUCCUAGAAUAGUUGUUUUCUUCUGCUAAGCAUUUUCACACUAAAUUUCAAUGUGAGGUACAGUUUUCCUCUACUUUCUACAACUGUAGUUGCUCUUAGCAUGUUAGAUUUCUUCAGGCAAUGCAACAGUACCUCAAACUAAUUUUACCUCAAA